Microplitis demolitor is the source of this 1826-nucleotide messenger RNA. RefSeq names its product lys-63-specific deubiquitinase BRCC36. Gene Ontology annotation, molecular function: metallopeptidase activity; polyubiquitin modification-dependent protein binding; cysteine-type deubiquitinase activity. Gene Ontology annotation, cellular component: BRISC complex; BRCA1-A complex. Bases 781 to 1605 code for a protein of 274 amino acids. The record is from RefSeq and is a predicted model, not a curated record. NCBI's taxonomy places the organism in Eukaryota, Metazoa, Arthropoda, Insecta, Hymenoptera, Braconidae. Gene Ontology annotation, biological process: double-strand break repair. The transcript is spliced from 5 exons.
AAGCUAAAGUGGCUUUUACGGGCAAUUCGAACGCAGAUUUCUAAGAAAAUUGAAAGCAACUUUCUGUCAACUUUUUGGAUUUCCAACUUUUACCACCAAUUUUCUCAGAAAGUGUCUAUUAACUUUGGAAAUACCAACUUUUGUGGCCAACUUGGAGUCUAUUUGCGGCUGUUAGUUUGACACCAAUUUCUCGCCAACUUCCCUGAUAGCCAGACAUUGCUUUACAAGUGUUGUAGAGCAACACUUUCGGCUAACUUAACGAGAAAGUUUCUGGCAAACUUAGCUGUAUAAUACUUUCCUUUAAGUUGGCUUCAGACGGCAGUAGCUUGAAUGUAACUUGCCAGAAAAACUUUCUGUCAAUUUGAAGUGAAACUUUCAAUCAACUUAAUAUCAUUGUUUGACGUUAAUACUUGUAGUCAAAUUAAAUUGAAAAUUGCAGACAAUUUACUGUCAACUUAAAGGUAACUGCUUGCUCUCCAACAUUUACCUUUAAAAUACGGCAGUAGUUUGUAGUUAACUUAUGGUUAGGGUGGCUAUCAGGGUUGGCUAUCAGAGAGGGUGGACUGCACGCGUAUGCUGCCGUUUUGUAUACCGUAUUCCGAUAAGAGCGAUCUUCUUGUUUAUCAAUUUAUCAAGGUUUAAAGAAAUCACAGACACACCGCCUAUAUACACCAAUCAUCACUCAUUGUAGUACAGCAAGGUUAUGUUUACAUGUCGGGAACUUUAGAUUAUUCGUUAACUUGUUUAUAAUUUGAAAAUUUUAAUAUUCAACAAUAAAUAAUGGAAUGUCCGCUUAAAAAAGUUGAACUACAAGCAGAUGUUUAUAUGACUUGUCUUCAACAUGCAUUAUCAACGGAAAAUUUUGAAGUAAUGGGAUUACUUAUUGGCCAUAUUGACAGUGGUAUUACAAAAAUUUCUGCCUUGAAUAUCUUACUACGAUUAGAUAAAAAGAAAGAUCGUGUAGAAAUUUCUCCAGAACAAUUGUUCAAAGCUGCUGCAGAAGCUGAACGAUUGACUGUGGAAUUAAAAAGACCUAUGAGAGUAGUUGGAUGGUAUCAUUCUCAUCCUCAUAUAACAGUUUUUCCUUCUCAUGUCGAUAUUGGAACUCAGGCGACGUAUCAACUGAUGGACUCGUGCUUUGUUGGUCUAAUAUUCUCAGUAUUUUCCGAAAAUAAAGAGACAAAAGAACAAGAGUGUGUAUUAACUUGUUUUCAAUCUCGUAACAAUGAUGCCGUAGAAAUUCCAGUAGAGAUUGUUAAAAUUGGAGAAAUAUCAAAGGAAUGCUUGAAUGCAUCAAAAGAUCUACCAAAAAUUCUUGUUCAAGAAGAUGAUGAAGUUGCAAACCGUUGCGAAAAUAGUUCAGAUCCUCUUGCAACUAUUCACAACAAUGCGGUUCGUACACGUGCUCUUGCGCACAUUACGGAUGUAGUUACGAAACCUUUAAUAGAAGUGCUGGAGCAACGACUUAUUCUCAAUGAAAAUUAUAAGACUCAUCUUCAUAAAGUUAAACAAAAGCUAUUGAAAGAAAUUCAAAAGUCGUAUCCAACUCAACUGGAAACUAAGCAAACUAAGAAAAAAAGCAAUAAAUCUGCAGGAAGAAAAUAGUUUUUUUUUUUUUUUUUUUUUCAUGAAAACAAAUAACUCGUUUUUGUUAAGACGAUUAAUAUUUGAUUAAAGUCUAAAAGUUUGACUGGAAUAAUGAGUUUUUGAACGAAGAAGCGAGUAUUACUUGUUAAAGUAAUUCAGUUAUUACUAAUAAUAAAUAAUGUUGUUUAGUUUAAAAAUCAGUAUUGUUAAUUUAUAACAAAUAAAUAUAUAAUUAUUAC